This is a messenger RNA of Triticum aestivum (bread wheat), 3357 nucleotides long. RefSeq lists its product as uncharacterized. The transcript has 2 exons. NCBI's taxonomy places the organism in Eukaryota, Viridiplantae, Streptophyta, Magnoliopsida, Poales, Poaceae. The coding region runs from base 756 to 1757 and encodes 333 amino acids. The record is from RefSeq and is a predicted model, not a curated record.
GUGUGUGAAAUAUAUUAAUUAUGUACUGCACUUGCUACUGAUUAGUGUCCAGUUUACUAUAGACUGUUGCUCAAGUUCCUGUGAUAUAUAUCAUGUUUGAUAGUUUAGUCUUCUAGUUAUUGUUGCACUGAUUUAUGUCAAGGAGAUUUGGCCAGUGUGAUGUGAGUCCAGUACAUGUGCUUUAUAAUCCUGUUCGUAACCGGUGUUCAUUUUGUAGUCCUAGUGAUAUAUCUUGUACCUUGUGCUAGCUACGAACCUGUGAUAUAUAUGUGUGUGUUAUGUUCAUGUCCUUUUACUUCUCUUGUCAUUGCUGAUAGCUUUUGUUAGUAUCUUAAUUUCUCAAGCAUUACGAAAAUACCAAAAAGAUUGUUGAAGAUAAUUUGAACCUUCCUUGCUACUGUGUUAUUUUCUUUAUCGUCAACUUUGGUUAGUUUAGGUCUAUAUUUCCUUGCAAUCAUCAUCUAAAUUCUAUUACCUAGCUUUAGCCGAGUAUAGUUGUCGUCGCCUAGUCCUUGAGGAGAACACGACACUCGCAGUUUGGGUAUAAAAACCCCACUGUACCUACUAUCGAUCAUUUUGGCGCCGUUGCCGGGGACUAGUGUCGAGUGACCGUGUUAAGCUAUAGACUAGGUUUUUCUUCUUUUCCUAUUUUGUGCCAUAUAUUUGUGAUAUAUCUCUAACUCCUAACCCAUGUUCCAGAUUAUUUCCUCUUUGUUUUCUUUUCCUUUUUGCAGGUUAGAACCAUCUUCUCGGAUAUGGCUUACUAUUCAGAUCAUCAUGCUUAUGCGAGCAACACUACAAACAGCACGGAAAGUAUUCAAGAACUGAUAAGUAAGAUUUCCCAUCAAUUAGAUGAUUUAGCUCGGCAGCAAGAGGUAGUUUUUGAGGAUAGGCCUAGCUCUUAUGAUCCUUAUUCUAGAGGUCAUCCUUAUGUUGCUCCUACAUGCCAUAUUUGUGGAUUUCAGGGCCAUUCACCCGUUGAAUGUCAGCGUGGUUACUCUCAUCCUCCCGAUUGUUAUGUCAUGAGCUUCACCCCACAGCCUAGCUCAUACCAAAACAAUUACACACAUGGGUGGCCUGAAAACCAGAAUAUGUCAUAUAGGAGCAAUAACCCUGAGAUCUCAUCGUUUGCCUCUAGUUAUCCAAUGCAGGGAUUUAGGUAUGAAGAGGAGAGCCACAACUAUGCUCCACAACAGAUUUAUUUAGCUCCUACUCAUAUACCUCAACACCAGGACAUGUUGCCAAUGGAGUUAAAUGGUCCUCCAUUUGGUCAACCAACAUCUUCAACACAAGUGCCCACACAAGAUGACUUUGAUGAUAUAGACAAGCUCACAUUGCUUGGUCUCGAGUUCACUUGGAGUGCCGAAGAUGAUCCAAUUAGGCCUGUGAUACUAGAGGAAAUGAAGAAGAUUAAGAGUGGAAAGGAGCUAGUGGAAGAAGUAAGGAAGAUUGAGAAGAACAUCAACGCUGGCAGUACUAUAUCAUCACAGUUUGAGUUGAGUGUGGCUGAGAUAUCCAUUGAUACAUGUGAGGUUCCAACACCUUCACAUUCAACUGAGCAAGAUAGCGAGAGUCCAGAGGAAGAGAUACUUCAGAUCCAAGAAGAAAUUCUCGAAGCCAAGGCACAAGAUGAUCCAGAGCUCGAACAACAAAGUGAUCAAGUUGAAGACUCAUCAUCUAUUACUCUUGAAGAAGCAAAACAAGUUGAUGUGAUUGAAGAUGAAGAACUAGAAACGCAUUUGCCCAUCGUCAUAUAGGAGCGUGAUUUAGUAGGUUUAUCCAAUCCUCUUGAUGACAUGCUUCCUUAUGAGAUCUUUGCUGCUACUUUCCAUUGUGUUAUAGCAUCAAUUCAGCUAGACUUGAAAAAGUAUUUGCUUGGACAUGAUCAUACAUACAUUGUUGGUGGCAUUGCUCUCAUUCCUGAUGAUGACACUUAUUUUCCUUAUGCUAGUCCUAUGCUUAAUGAAACAUAUUAUUCCCAUGCUAGUCUUGAGCUUAAUGAUAAAUUUCAUCCUCAUGUUAGUGUCGACCUUGCUGAUUUCUACCAUCCUAAACAUGUGCUUUAUAGCUAUGCUUAUGUAAUUGGAUAUUCGAUUGAUGACUUGGAGGGUAUUAUCCCUACCACUUGCAUUGUCUCUUUCGUUGAAUGCUCUUUCAGGUUUUUGCUUGUGCACGAUCCAUUACAUGCUGACCAGGUUCGAGGUGACAUUCCUUGGGACCCUGGUGGGCUCAGAGCAUGGGGAUGAGGAGAAGCAAGGGGGCACACACGAGGAAGGGAGAAGCUGGAGCAGGCAUGAGGAUAGAGAAGCAAAAGGAGAGGAGCUGCAGUUGGUGAGGUGAUCGAGCGAGUGCUACAUGAUGAAAGCCCGAAAUGUGCGCAAAGGCACUAAUAAUCAUCAAGAUUCUGUCUAUGUGGCUAUCGAGAAGAGUGAAGAAGAGAAGAGAAGGAAGAAGAGACUUGUGUGAGAUGAAGAGAAGUAACCAGGGGGCUAGAUAAAGAAGUGGGAGGACCUUCUUGUGAAGAAAGAAGAGAAGAAAGAGGGCCAAAUCACAAAGUUCAGAUGAGAGGAGGGGAACAAAAUCCCUAGGCGCUGGAGGGAUCCGAUCGGGCCUGGCUACUCAUCUCUCUCCCUCGCACCUCCUUCUUGACCUCCGGCCGCUGCCAUGGCCAGGCCGGCGUGGUGGUGCGCCUCUGCCACCCAUCCAUCCACGAGCAUACCCACCUCCAGCACCACACCACCAUAUCCACUCCACCAGUAGCGCCACCACCACCAGCUCGCGCGCACGACCAGCCAACCACCUGCGCCGCCAUCUCCCCGCACCGCCUAGUACCUUCAGCACCACCAGCGCCUCCACCACGCCUUCACCCCACGCUCGCGCGCCCGACCAGACGAGGCGUCUGGUGCCCCACGCGAUUCUCCUUGCCUCGCUGCUUCUCUUCUUCCUCUUUCCCUUGCCUCGCUGCUUCUCUUCUUCCUCCUUCCCUUGCCUCGCUGCUUCUCCCACGCCCCUGCCGCUGUUCAUCUCUCUGCUCCUCCUCCUCUGCUUCCCCUAACGCUGCUGCUGCUGCUCUUCUUCUCAAUCCCACGCUGCUGCUCCAUCUCUUCCACUUCCUCCACUUCCCUCCUUCUCUGAACUCGAAGCUUCUAGCUGCUGCUGCUUCCUUGGCCCCCUGCUCUGCUCCUAAUCUGAACCAUAAAUUGUUGCUACUCCCCUUCAUUCUCUAAAUUUCUGUAGACUUGAGAUCAUAUGUAAUAUUCAUAUUUGGCUAGUGCUUGAAACUUGCUAUUGGUUCAGAUUUGUAACUGUAUAAUAAUGCUACGACAUGUUCAGUUUCAGACUGGUGGUUGUUUAGUA